This is a messenger RNA of Eimeria maxima, 1125 nucleotides long. RefSeq lists its product as hypothetical. The record is from RefSeq and is a predicted model, not a curated record. Gene Ontology annotation, molecular function: ubiquitin binding. Gene Ontology annotation, cellular component: nucleus. Gene Ontology annotation, biological process: proteasome-mediated ubiquitin-dependent protein catabolic process. Bases 1 to 1125 code for a protein of 374 amino acids. The transcript has 8 exons. Lineage: Eukaryota; Apicomplexa; Conoidasida; Eucoccidiorida; Eimeriidae.
AUGGAUCCAUCCGAGGCCAUUCCAAUGUUAAUGGAUUUCGCUGGUCUCCGAGAUUCAUUUGGAGCAGACAUCGAUGGUCUCGUUGAUGCUUUGCUGUUCCUGAAUGUAUCAGUGCACAACCUGCAAGCAGGAGGUGAUAUUAAUGCAGCCGCGUCUCUCUACGUAGACAGUGUAGCAACGAACGGCGGGGUAUCGGCAUCAUCGCACACUGGGGAUGGCCUGAGGGCCCCGGAUCCGGAGUAUUCGCAGACACUGCUUAGCCCUUCUUUCCACUCGGGCCAACUGGCCGCAAGCUCUGCAGGCUUUACUCAGCGAAAUGUGACAGCUCUCGCCGUGAAUUCUUCUGUUGGGACGGUGGCAUUUCGGGAGCUGUUUGAACUGCCUGGAGGAUUAUCGUGCCAAGAGUCGUUUGGACGUUUCUUUGACUGGAAAUGGAAGUUUUCCGGUAUCCUGGACAUACUUGGUCAAUGCAAGUUCGUGAUGGGUGCGCAAGCUGAAGCACACUUGCAGCGCUUCUGCGGCGGUGUGUGGCAGGCGAAAGAAUUGGGCAGAAUGCAGAACAAGUGGCUUCUGGUGAACAUUCAACAGGCUGAUGCUUUUGAGUCUCUCAGACUUAAUAGAGAUGUUUGGAAGGCGGAGGUUGUUCAGGAUCUUAUCAAGGACUUUUUCAUCUUCUGGCAAAGGACAGAUCGGUGCGAAGAAGGCCAAAUUUUCUGCGACAUGUACCGCGUAGUUUUUGAAUUCGUUGAGCGCCAGCAAAUGGCAGAAAAGAAGCGCAGUCCGAGCCCCCAACCUUCAGAAGGCUCCCACUCCCACAGUGUUCCUCCAGGCCCCACACAUUUGACUUCUGCAAAGGCUGCAGCUGUUUCACCUGGUGCUGCUCCUAGUGAACUUUCCGUUGCACGCGCGGAGUCUCCGACUGCGACUGCUGCAGGUGCAGCAGUAGCAUCAACAGCAAAUGAAGUGGACGCAGGUACUGGAGGCCACCAGUUACAGUCGCAUAAGCCGAACGCGGGGGAAACCGAAGCCUCUGCCUACAAGGACGUUAAUUCUCAGUUGUUGGAUCUGAGGAGGCUUCGUGAGGAGCGAAGGCAACGGCAAAAAAAGACUCAGACACAGAGCUAA